Molecule: messenger RNA, 1958 nt
Organism: Phragmites australis (common reed)
Lineage: Eukaryota; Viridiplantae; Streptophyta; Magnoliopsida; Poales; Poaceae
Product: aspartic proteinase NANA, chloroplast-like
Exons: 2
Coding region: 218-1576 (452 amino acids)
Biological process (GO): proteolysis
Molecular function (GO): aspartic-type endopeptidase activity
Source: RefSeq, a predicted model, not a curated record
CCGUGCUGGACGAAGCCAAAAAGCUCCCAUGAGCACACGCAGGCAGGAAACAACGAGCACUCGAAGCAAAGCUCGUAGCCAGAGGUGGUAGCAGCACCAAGCAGGGGAGGCGAAAUGGCAGGUCCUCUUGCGUAGCUCAAGUUACUCGCUUUGCUGCCUUCUGCCAUUGCCAUUGUGGGAGGAGGAGGCGGCGUGAAGGGGAACCGAGGGUCAAGAAAUGGCGUUGCGCAGCCACCUGCUCGUGCUGCUCGUGAUGCUCGCGCUCGCCGCGGCGGCCGGGGCGAGCGGUGGACGGCACUGGCACCGGCACCGGCACCGGGGGAAGCCGGCGCGGGCGCGGUUUGAUCUGGUCCGCGCCGCGCCGGGCGCGUCCCUCGCCGAGCGGGCGAGGGACGACCGGCACCGGCACGCGUACAUCUCCGCGAAGCUCCGGCGGCGCGCGGCUGAGGUGGGGGCGUCGGCGUUCGCCAUGCCGCUGUCGUCGGGGGCGUACACCGGCACGGGGCAGUACUUCGUGCGGUUCCGCGUGGGCACGCCCGCGCAGCCGUUCGUGCUGGUGGCGGACACCGGCAGCGACCUGACAUGGGUGAAAUGCCGCGGCGCAGCCGGCGCCUCCCCUCGCGUGUUCCGGCCCGCGGACUCCAAGUCGUGGGCGCCCAUCCCGUGCUCGUCGGACACGUGCACGUCGUACGUGCCCUUCUCCCUCGCCAACUGCUCCUCGGCGGCCAGCCCCUGCUCCUACGACUACCGGUACAAGGACGGCUCGGCGGCGCGCGGCGUGGUGGGCACCGACUCGGCGACGAUCGCGCUGUCCGGCGCCAGCGGCGCGGACAGCAGGCGGGCGAAGCUGCAGGGCGUGGUGCUGGGCUGCACCGCCUCGUACGACGGCCAGAGCUUCCAGUCCUCGGACGGCGUGCUCAGCCUGGGCGACAGCAACAUCUCCUUCGCGUCCCGCGCCGCCGCGCGCUUCGGGGGCCGCUUCUCCUACUGCCUCGUCGACCACCUGGCCCCGCGCAACGCCACCAGCUACCUCACCUUCGGCCCCGGGCCCGAGGACGCCGCCACCGCGCCGUCCCAGACGCCGCUGCUGCUCGACCGCCGGGUGAGCCCGUUCUACGCCGUGACGGUCGACGCCAUCCACGUCGCCGGCGUGGCUCUCGACAUCCCCAGCGAGGUGUGGGACGUCGACAAACAGGGCGGCGCGAUCCUCGACUCGGGGACGAGCCUGACGGUCCUCGCCACCCCGGCGUACAAGGCCGUGGUCUCGGCGCUGAGCAUGCAGUUCGACGGGUUGCCGAGGGUGAGCAUGGACCCUUUCGAGUACUGCUACAACUGGACGGCUGGCGCGCCGGAGAUCCCGAAGCUGGAGGUGCAGUUCGCGGGGUCGGCACGGCUGGAGCCGCCGGCGAAGAGCUACGUGAUCGACGCGGCGCCGGGGGUGAAGUGCAUCGGCGUGCAGGAGGGCGCGUGGCCCGGGGUGUCCGUCAUCGGCAACAUCCUGCAGCAGGAGCACCUGUGGGAGUUCGACCUCAGGGACCGGUGGCUCAGAUUCAAGCACACGCGCUGCACCCAAUGAACGGACGGUGCACGAUUCAUCCACCGUGUUGCUGGGCGAUCUUGCUGAAACUGUAAGGGCCUUCGAGUGAAUGGUUCUCUAAAUAGAAAGAUAAAUUUUAGUGCAAUGAAAAAACGUUCAGCUGAAAGCCUGCAAUCGAGAUCCUGCUCGUGAUGGAAACUCCCACACAAAUGGGAACUGACUUCUGAAACCAUCUGAAUUCUGAACGAUAAAUGGUGGACUGAAACAUUGCAAAUCAGACUGCACGACUGAGAGAAAUGACAAAGGGCGGCAGACAACACUGGUUCAAGUAGUAUCCAUAUUUGCAGCGCAUACCGCGAGCAAUGUCAUCCUACACUUCAGGACUCUGUAAAGCCAAGAGUAUAGUAUCCUCUAUUUCCCU